AUGGUGUUGCCAGAUGCCGUCGUAGAAGCCGCGAGAACAGGCGAAGUCGCCACAGUGGAGCAAUGGCUAAACGCAGGCGGCGGCGCGAAUGAGCGGUGUGCGACGUCGGGGCGUACCCUUCUACACGUUAUUGCCUCUGAUCGCUUGCGUUCUGAUGAGGUGGAACGUGGGCGCUGCGACAUCGCGCGGCUGCUUUUGGCCCGAGGCGCCGAGGUCGACGCCAUUCGCAUUCAAAUGGCGCCAAACACGCCUCUCUUGUCAGCGUCUCUAUAUCAUCGGAAGGAACUGUGCGAACUGCUCUGUGAGGCCGGCGCGGACCCGAAUUACAAAAGGUUCUGUCAGCCUCACGACCAGGUUCCUGAUUUCCCGCUAUGGUUUGCUGUCAGCGACCCGGAAACUAUUCGCGUGCUCCUCCGUUUUGGCGCUGACCCAUCGCUAAAAUGCGAUUCUGAGUUUGGUGGUGGUGAGUUGGUUACGCCCGAAGAGGAGGCAGUACGUCGAAUAAUGAAUCCAGUCUAUGCCUCCGGCCGGCUAUAUCGCGAAUCAGUACGGCUUCUCCGGGACGCGCGGCUUCUGCGGCCGCGGCUUCGCGGCGUGUUCGCUCUCCGCGCGUUGUGUCACCGCGGUCGCGCGGCGCCUACUGCCGCGACGCCCUCGGCAUUUGCGCGGCUCAUUGGCGGCGGACUUUCUCGGCCGAGGACGCGCGCCGCGGCGAAAACACCCGCAGCACCAGGCCUCCCCGACCCGCUCGCCCACCUCGUCUGCAAGUUCUGGCUGGGCAGCCCCCCGCGCCGGGCGAAUCGUGCAGCGACACCCGCGAGCGAGUAAGAACCGACGCCGUCGCCGCGUAAACCACUAAA
Messenger RNA from Pelagomonas calceolata, 860 nucleotides. NCBI's taxonomy places the organism in Eukaryota, Pelagophyceae, Pelagomonadales, Pelagomonadaceae. The record is from the annotation of a GenBank genome assembly.